AUGGACUAUUCCGCUAUAUCCAACGACCCAACGGGCACUUCUCCUUGGGCAUCUCCUCCACCGGACGGAACAACCUUUCCUGCAUCCAACAACAAUGACGUUCCUCCCGCUCUGCUACCCCCUCAGCAAGACUCCCCGUAUGGGUCCAGGGCCGGAGACGAUGAAGAACCCGAUCUUUCGGAACGAUUGCAGAGUGCGCAACUAGGCGAUCCGGAUUAUGCUGUUGAGCAGCCGCCAUACGCGUCCCAGAAUCCUCAGUAUGCAGCGCAGCAGCAAACACAGGCCGGGUACCAAGCGGGGGGGGGACAACAAGCCAAACAACCGGCUCCGUUGUACAAAAUCCAGGCUAGGAUCACAGGUCUAGAGAGAACUGGCAAAAAGGACCCUAUUCUUCGUUUUGAUGUUCACACAAAUGUCCCCAAAUUCCGGACCACUCAGUAUCGCGACGUCCGUCGAACCCACGCUGAAUUUGUUAGACUCGCGGAGCACUUGAUGUCCGCAAACCCGGAGGCGUUUGUUCCCGCAGUCCCCCCGCCAUUGACACCCGCUGGUGCAGGAACCGAGGAAGACGAGAUCAGAGUCAAGGGAUCUAUGCAGAAGUGGUUGAAUACCGUGCUUGGUAACGACGUCCUCAUACAGGACGAUGAGGUUGUACUGUUUGUGGAGAGUGACUUCGGAUACAGCCCGGUCGUCCGGAUGAAGCAGCCCGCAACAGGGGUCCGGAGAAAGAUGCUGAAGCAAUUCGCCCCGCCCCCAGAUGAUACCCCAGAAUUGCAAAGUGCACGACCUACUGUUAAGAUGUUUUAUCUCGGAGCUAUGGAUUCCAGCCACAAAGUUGACCGUGUAGUCAAGGGCCGACGAGGACUUGGUCUUGCAGAGUCGGACUUCGGAGUGAAAGUGGGACAAAUGCAUGUACAAGAAACGCACCCAGGUUUGGCCAACGCAUACCGGAAACUCGGAAAGGUCAUUCAGACAGUCGGAGACUUCCACGCAGUCCAGGCGACUGCAGAGGCAACCACUCUUGGGGAGCCAUUGAGUUAUCAUUCUUCUGAUGCAUUCAUCGUCAAGGAGACACUGACCAACCGUCACAUUCUGCUACGUGACUUGCUUCAGGCCCAGCAGGCGACUCGCAGCAAGCGUGCUGCGGCAGACCGUUUGAAAAUUAGCUCUUCGGUACGUCCGGACAAAGUGGACGAGGCCCUCACUGCACUCAGCGAGGCAGAAGGCAACGAAGAUUAUCUGAGCAAGAGGACACAACGAGUCACUACCAACCUGGUGGCGGAGAAGCGCCGUUGGUUUGAGCGCACAUCCAACGAUCUCUUGGCCAGUUUGCGCGAAUAUACGCUGCGCCAAAUCGAGGCCGAGCGCAGAACCUUAGCAACCUUGGAAAGUGUCCGUCCUGAUAUCCGUGCCAUUGACUCUUCCGGAGGGCUCAGCCGUCUGGGCCGUGAAGCGCAUCCGACUGCACGCAGGCCGAAUCUUGGCUCUAGUCAAGGUCCAAAGGGAGAUGCAUGGAGUGGAGUCCCCCGUCGUACCGACAGCAUGGCUCGUAGCAUGAGCGGCAGCUUCGCAUCGCCGACUUUGGAGGACGACGAGGAGGCGGAUGGAAAUGGAUCAGGAAAGGGACGGGGACGCUCCACCAGUGGGGUUGGAUCAAUCGCCGAGGAAGAUGACGAGGAUCGGCUUGAUGCCAGGAAUGCCGCCAGUCGGCUAGCUACGAGCACGUUUUAA
Messenger RNA from Aspergillus wentii DTO 134E9, 1731 nucleotides. RefSeq names its product retromer subunit VPS17. The coding region runs from base 1 to 1731 and encodes 576 amino acids. Gene Ontology annotation, cellular component: retromer, tubulation complex; endosome; retromer complex. Gene Ontology annotation, molecular function: phosphatidylinositol-3-phosphate binding. The transcript has 3 exons. Gene Ontology annotation, biological process: retrograde transport, endosome to Golgi; intracellular protein transport. The record is from RefSeq and is a predicted model, not a curated record. NCBI's taxonomy places the organism in Eukaryota, Fungi, Ascomycota, Eurotiomycetes, Eurotiales, Aspergillaceae.